UUGCAUAGAACAACUGAUGCACUGACACAUAUGCACACUGCUCUCAUUAGUCUAGCUUCAGUCUCCGGCUUAUCUGCAUCAUGGCUGCACCUUUCACCCUGCUGGUUUUGUGCUGGGCGUUGAGACUGAGCUGCGGUGCGAAUCCGCCUGAAUGGUUCCACAACAUUUCUACCAGUCUCUUCAAUUUGUCUGGGGACAUCGUGCUCGGAGGGCUUUUUCCCAUUAACCUGGUCUCCAGCAACUUCAGCCAGAGGAGGGAGCCUAACAACAUCAGCUGUGAAAGUUUAAGUGAGGGUGGACUGGGCCUCGCUAUAGUGAUGAAAUAUGCAGUGGAUGAGAUCAACGGAAACCAAAAUAUUCUCCCUGGCAUCAAGUUGGGUUAUGAAAUCUACGACACGUGCAGACAAUCUGCCGUCAUCGUGAAGCCCACCCUCUCUUUCCUCACUGCGAAAUCCAACAAAGCGCUAUCUGUGGAGUGUAAUUACACCAACUAUGAGACCAGCGUAUCAGCCGUGAUCGGUCCUUCUAGCUCGGAAAUGGUGUCGGUCAUAGGGAAACUCCUGGGAUUCUUUCUGAUGCCACAGGUUAGCUACAGUGCCACCAGUGACAAAUUCAGCAACAAUCUUCUCUACCCGUCAUUCUUCCGUACGGUGCCCAGUGACAAAUGGCAAGUGGAUGUCAUGGCACUGCUGAUGAAGGAGUUCAACUGGAACUGGGUGGCGGUGGUGGGCAGUGAGGAGGAGUACGGACAACGAGGUGUGCAGGAAUUCUCCAAAGUAGCAGAAAAUAUGUCUAUCUGUGUGGCCUAUCAGGGGCUGAUUCCAGUCUACACUGACUCUGAACAAGCGAUCAACACCAUCAUCAACAAUAUCCUAGCAACCAAAGUAGGAGUGGUAGUGGUCUUUUCUCUUCCAGAGCAAGUUGAGAUCCUUUUUAAAGAGGUCAUCAGGAGGAAUGUAACAGCCGUGUGGAUUGCCAGCACAAGUUGGACCCUCAGUAAUCUAAUGAUUUCCCUCCCCAAUAUCCAAACGAUCGGCACAAUCAUUGGAUUCAUCGACAAGACACAGACCCUGGAUCUGCUCACUGCCUACACACAGGAGCUCUUCACCAAAAUCAGUGAGGAGAUGGAGAAGACGUCCGCUCCAGCACCAAAGUCCAAAGGCAAUCAUGACAAUCCGUGCCCACAAUGCUGGUACUUGUCACCUGCUAAUAUAAGCUUGGUGACAGACCCUGAAGUGAAGCGCAAAGCUUUCAGUGUGUAUGCUGCCAUCUACAGUGUGGCACAGGCACUGCACGACCUGCUGGAGUGCAAUUCAACAGCCUGUAUGUACGGAUCUGACACCAAAAUCUAUCCCUGGAAGCUGUUGGAGGUUUUAAGGAAUACUUCUGUAGAUAUAAAUGGCACACAUUUAGAGUUUGACAGUAAUGGCAACCCAAACAGGGGAUACGAUAUGAUUGAGUGGGUCUGGAAAGCUUCGGAUUUAGAAUUCACAACUGUCGGAGCCUUUUAUAAACAACUAUCCAUCAACAAAACCCUCUUCAAAUGGCACACCAAAAACUCUGAGGUUCCUCAGUCCACCUGUUCGGCAGCAUGUGAGGAAGGCCAAGUCCGCAGAGUCAAAGGCUUCCACUCCUGCUGUUUUGAUUGUAUCGACUGUUUGGCAGGCACUUACCAGAAAAAUGAGGAGGACAUCCAGUGCACUAAGUGCCCGGAUCAUCAAUGGUCUCAGAACCGCAGCACUAACUGCACUGAACCCACCUUUGACGUUUUGUCCUGGGACACGCCGGAGGCUCUGGAGAUGACGCUGGCCGGGGUGCUGCUCCUGGUAUUUCAGGUGUCAGUGGGUGUUGUCUUCCUGAAACAUCGGGGUACCCUGUUGGUAGCGGCCUCGGGGGGAAUCCUCAGUUUUGCGGCUCUGUUAAGCCUGAUGGGAGGUUGCCUCAGUCUGCUGCUCUUCCUGGGGCAGCCAGGGGAAGUGGUGUGUCGUCUUCAGCUUCCCCUCACCUCCAUUUUCCAAACAGUGGCCCUCUCCAUUAUCACUUCCAUCUCACUACAGAUACUCUACGUGACAGAGUUCCCAAAGACGGCCGCCUCUCACCUGCAUAUACUGAGAGGCCUUGGAAGCUGGCUGUUUGUGCUGGUCUGCUGUGCCGUGCAAGCUGGUCUCUGUGGCUGGUUUGUUCAGCAACAGCCCUCGCUGUCUGACUAUGUGGCAAAAAUGAAAAUAAACUUUGUGAGAGCAUUUCUAGCAUGUCCAGUGUUGCCCUUGAUGGGAUUUGCCAUAAUACAAGGUUUCAACGGUGCAUUGGCCCUUGUAUCAUUCAUGUGUACCUUCAUGGCAGCAAAGCCUCUUCACCAGUACAACCUUGCCAGGGACAUCACCUUUUCCUCCCUGAUCUACUGUGUGAUUUGGGUGAGCUUUAUUCCCAUCUACAUAGGCUUGAGUAUCAAGAACAGGUCUAUUGUCCAUGUGGUUUUCACCCUGGCAAGCAACGCGGGACUGGUGGUAGCCUACUACUUCCCAAAAUGCUACUUCCUGUUGAGAAAACCUGAGCUCAUCAAUACAGCAGAGCACUUCUGUACCUUCCUAGAGGGCGCCCCACUAACACCAGCUCAGGAGGAACCACAGCCACUGAAAGAAUCAGAGAAAUAAACUAAAGUGCCGUUUUCUGAUUAAAAACUCAAAGAAAGUAUCUGUAACAAUCAAAUAUCUUGUAAAAUGUACAUUUGCAUGCUUAAUAUGUGAACAAAGAAUGUUUGUGAGUGUCAUAUACUAGUUUAGGCCUACAGUACAGGCUUCUAUAAUGUAAUACGAAUCAUGAAAAACAUAACACAUAUAUAUUUAUCAUGUACAAAGUAUAGAAACAGUACAUUUUACAGUUUAAACUUGCAUUUUGUAAUUUUUCAAUAUAAGACAUUUUCUUGUUAACAUUGCUAACAUUUAUGCAACAU
Sebastes umbrosus (honeycomb rockfish) is the source of this 2953-nucleotide messenger RNA. Its product is annotated as taste receptor type 1 member 3. Gene Ontology annotation, cellular component: membrane. The coding region runs from base 81 to 2654 and encodes 857 amino acids. The transcript is spliced from 8 exons. Gene Ontology annotation, molecular function: G protein-coupled receptor activity. NCBI's taxonomy places the organism in Eukaryota, Metazoa, Chordata, Actinopteri, Perciformes, Sebastidae. Gene Ontology annotation, biological process: G protein-coupled receptor signaling pathway; sensory perception of sweet taste; sensory perception of umami taste. The record is from RefSeq and is a predicted model, not a curated record.